CUUGCGUACGUCGAAUGGUUUACACCAUUCACUGCCCGGGAUCCGACAUUACAGAUGCAUUGGGUUUCUCGUUCAACGCGCGGCGGGAGACCCAAUGCUGAGGUUAUUGAACUUUCGCAUGUUAUAGGAGGAUGUCAUCUCGUACCUAAGUUUGGUACAGAGAUCAGCCCUCGGUGGACAUCCGAGAAUGUGUUGGAA
This is a messenger RNA of Gloeophyllum trabeum ATCC 11539, 198 nucleotides long. RefSeq lists its product as uncharacterized. The transcript has a single exon. NCBI's taxonomy places the organism in Eukaryota, Fungi, Basidiomycota, Agaricomycetes, Gloeophyllales, Gloeophyllaceae. The annotation marks the transcript as partial. The record is from RefSeq and is a predicted model, not a curated record.